UCCCCGUCAGUUCACGCAGUUUGCUCUCAUUAAAAGUUUUGACGUAUGCUCUGUUUGUGCGGUUCCAGCCAGGAAGGCGGUGUUGUUAUAUUCUUGAAUCUGAACAUUUUUCACGUUUUCACUUCAAACCGUAUUUUUCAAAAGGCGAAAAUUUAUACAAUGGCAACUGAAAACGGAGUCAACCUAGAGGAUGGAUUGUCUUGUGAAGACUUAUUCCGCAAUAGCGACGGACUGACAUACAAUGAUUUCAUCAUUCUACCCGGGUACAUUGACUUCACAUCCGAUGAAGUAGACUUGUCGUCACCACUCACUAAGAAGAUUAUGCUGAAGGGACCUUUGGUCUCAUCGCCUAUGGACACGGUUACUGAAGCUGACAUGGCUAUAUCGAUGGCGCUUUGCGGUGGCAUUGGCAUCAUUCAUCAUAACUGUACCCCAGAAUUCCAAGCCAACGAAGUGCAUAAGGUGAAGAAGUAUAAACACGGCUUCAUCCGAGAUCCGAUGGUUAUGAGCCCGGACAAUAAUGUGGCCGACGUUUUGGACGCCAAGAAAAAGAACGGUUUCACCGGAUAUCCUAUUACAGAGCAUGGCCGUCUGGGAGAGCGCCUGCUGGGUAUUGUUACAUCCAGAGACAUUGAUUUUCGAGAAGAAGAUGUUGCCCUCAAGUUGAAAGACAUUAUGACGAAGGUUGAGGACAUGAUUACAGCACCCAGCGGGGUAACUUUGCAAGAGGCCAACCAUAUACUCGAGAAAAGUAAAAAAGGAAAACUGCCAAUUGUGAACAAAAAUGGAGAAUUGGUUGCACUAAUUGCUAGAACUGAUUUGAAGAAAGCAAGAAGCUACCCGAAUGCUUCCAAGGAUAGCAACAAACAAUUGCUCGUCGGAGCUGCCAUUUCAACCAGAGAAGACGAUAAGGAGCGACUCGAGCUGUUAGUACAGAAUGGAGUUGACGUCGUAGUACUGGAUUCUUCUCAGGGAAAUUCUUCGUACCAGAUUGAUAUGAUCAAAUAUAUCAAACAGAAAUAUCCCGACUUGCAGGUCAUCGCUGGAAAUGUAGUCACCCGAAAACAGGCAAAAACGUUGAUAGAUGCAGGAUGUGAUGCACUACGCGUCGGCAUGGGCUCCGGUUCCAUCUGUAUCACACAAGAGGUUAUGGCUUGUGGCUGCCCUCAGGCUACAGCUGUCUAUCAGGUCAGCCGAAUUGCUCGAGAGUAUGGAGUUCCGGUAAUCGCUGAUGGUGGAAUACAAUCAAUCGGGCACAUUAUGAAGGCUCUUUGUUUGGGAGCAUCCAGUGUGAUGAUGGGGUCGCUUUUGGCUGGUACAUCAGAAGCUCCUGGAGAAUAUUUUUUCAGCGAUGGAGUUCGCCUUAAGAAAUAUCGCGGAAUGGGCAGCCUUGAAGCAAUGGAACGUAAGGAUGCGAAAGGAGCAGCAGGUGCACGCUAUUUCCAUACGGAUAUGGAUAAAUUACGUGUUGCACAGGGAGUUAGUGGAAGCAUAGUUGACAAAGGUUCUGUCCUACGAUUUUUACCCUACCUUCAGUGCGGUUUACAACAUAGCUGCCAAGAUAUUGGAACGAAAUCUUUACAAAAUCUUAAGAAAAUGAUUUACAGCGGUGAGCUUCGCUUCAUGAAACGUACUCAUUCUGCCCAAGCUGAGGGAAAUGUUCACAGCUUAUUUUCUUAUGAAAAAAGACUGUUUUAAAAACCAGAUUAAUCAACAACGGUUUUUUCGUAAGUUUAAGUUAAAAUUAUAGACAAGGAAAAACCUAUGUGUCAAACAAUUGUGUUGAAAAUUAUUCCAUGAAAUCUGGCUAUACAAAAAUAAGUGUUAUAAGCAUAAAAUAUUUUUUAUUAAGGUAUAAAGUGAGCAGGAAUUAUUCGACUUAAAUUUUAGGCACAUUCUCCAAAAAAAAUCUCUGCCCAACCCUUCUUAAAGUAUUGGAAAUAUUUUUCAGCAAAAUAAAAAUAUUAUGAUAAAAUUUUAGCAUUAUUUAGUUAUUCUUUAUCAUCGAUUUUUUUUAAUUGUAUUGUGCACAAAUAAAUAAUGUAAAUAAA
Messenger RNA from Armigeres subalbatus, 2051 nucleotides. It is a transcript of the gene ras, whose product is annotated as inosine-5'-monophosphate dehydrogenase. The transcript has 6 exons. Gene Ontology annotation, molecular function: IMP dehydrogenase activity. Gene Ontology annotation, cellular component: cytoplasm. The record is from RefSeq and is a predicted model, not a curated record. NCBI's taxonomy places the organism in Eukaryota, Metazoa, Arthropoda, Insecta, Diptera, Culicidae. Gene Ontology annotation, biological process: GTP biosynthetic process. Bases 46 to 1698 code for a protein of 550 amino acids.